Molecule: messenger RNA, 1656 nt
Organism: Bursaphelenchus xylophilus (pine wood nematode)
Lineage: Eukaryota; Metazoa; Nematoda; Chromadorea; Rhabditida; Aphelenchoididae
Source: the annotation of a GenBank genome assembly
AUGUCUUUACGAAAUAAGGUUGUGCUGGUCACUGGUGCCUCGAAGGGCGUUGGAAAGGGGAUUGCCGAGGAGUUUUGUGAGAACGGAGCUACUGUAAUUGUAACUUCGAGGCCCGAUGAGACAAAGAGCACCUUUUAUUCGACCGACACUUUGGAGGAAUUUGCGGAAAGAGUAAGCGGUUACCCCCACUUUAACGGGGAUAAACACUCAUACUUUACACCUUUAGAUGUGUUCAAUCUACACUGGAAAGUGUAUUCCGAUAAGAUGUGAUCAUUCUAAGGAAUCGGAUGUCAUCAAUCUUUUCCAGACCAUUGAAGAUGGCUAUGGGGGCAUUGACAUCUUGAUUAAUAAUGUUUUUUCUGCCUCAAUUGUAAGUCAACCUCUAUAAAUACACUUUUAACCCAGUAUUGUUGUUAACGAUCCUAUUUACCGACCUUUUACAGACCUGCGCUCAAAUCGCUGGCAAGAAAUUUUACGAAAUCCCAAAGCUUUAUGAAGUUUUUGACGAGUUCUUCAAUGUCGGACUCAAAAAUCAUCUGUUAUGCAGCAGUCUGGCGGCUAAAUUGAUGAUAAAAAAUAAGACAAAAGGACUGAUUGCGACAAUUAGUAGUGAAGGAGGAGGGAAAUACCUGUUCAACACGUUUUAUGGCAUUCAGAAGACAGCGGUAGGUUCAUAAUUACAGAGUAAAGUGAAGAUUGUAGUGUGAUCGGAUGGCUGCUGACAUUGCCCAUGAACUGAAGGAGAAGAAAAUCACAUCUGUUUCGUUUUGGCCUGGCGCUGUGGCCACGGAAAUGUACCACAACUUUUUGAGUAAAAGUCAGGACCCGGUAAGUGAGAAAUGCAAGAAAAAUGUUUUUAAAAUACGGCUUAUUUACAACAGACAAAAUUUUUCUUUGAUAUACAUAAAUAUAUAAAAGAAUAGACGCUAAUCAGCCCCAAAAAUGUUGGUUCCCACAAGAAAACAAGAAAUCUGUAAGGAACUCGAACUUUUAUUUUGAAAGAAAAUUUUGGAAAAAGGGGUUCCAACCAGCCGGAUUCGAACCAGCGACCUAAGGAUCACCGCUUCAACUACAGUCCUCCGCUCUACCAACUGAGCUAUGGUUGGGCGGAAGGGCCGCUGAUAAGCAAGAGAGAUCGCUUACAAGUUUAUUCAAAUCGCCUUUUGAUUAUUUUCAAACAUGAAAAGGCUACUUUCGAGAACGAAAAGGUCUUGCUUUUUUAUUGAAAAGUUAAGAUUCAGCUGUAUAUUUAUCAUUUCUAUGUAUAUACAUACAUAUUUUAUUCAUGCUUUCAGGCGAUUGUCGACCUCUUUUCGGAGAUUGAGCACCCCCGCUUCGUUGGGAAAUGUCUUGUGAAGUUGGUGCUGGACCCGGACGGUCUUCAGAAGUCGGGCCAAAUAUUGACAUCCACCGAUUUAGCGCGUGAAUACGGAUUAACCGACCAGUCAGGAAGUGGGUAUUUUUAGGGCAUACAAAAGCUAAGCCGAGCAUCCUCUUCUUUCUGGAAAAUCUUGACGGCUUACAGCUUUUUUGUAGCGAUUAAGAAGGAAAAGUGCUCGAACUUAAUCUGUCUUCUCUAUUACAGAUACCCCAAGCCGGCGUCAACAUAAGGAGUGUGACGAAUUCUUGAGCGCCGCGAAUAAACUCAGACAGUGA